UGAAGCUGCGGCCCGUCCAUCUUUCUUAAAGGCAAGAGACUCCGUCUUCCACUUCCCAGACGGUCCGCAUCCCCCACUAAAGAAAGCGCCCGACGCGGCCAUUGUGUUUAGGGGCAAGUGGGACAAUGAGGCCAGAGAAGCCAGAGAGCGCCAUAUUUGAUAUGCCCAAGUAGUGGCGCUCUUACAAGCAACCAGUGACAAUGAAGCCAGGUUGUCGCCAUAUUUUCUGAAGGCACCUUCCGGGUCCCUUAACCCGGGUGUCUAUGUCCAAGCGGCCAUGAAGUGAAUAAACACUAAGGAGUUUCGUUUGUCCCUAUCAGAAUCCCCGAAUCCCUAGCUGCUCGUCCCUGCUACUUCGGUUCCCUCGACUGCAUUCGGACGCCAAGGCUGGGCGGGGCCCGGGCCUGGCAACCCUUCCUGUGGACGACGAAAGCUGAGGCCGGGAGCGGGGAGGCGGUGGUCCCAGGGACCAGGCGGCCGCUGCUCGCGGCUGGAAGGCCCCAUGGCGCCACCCCCAGCCCCACUUCUGGCGCCGAGACCCGGGGAGACCGGGCCUGGUUGCAGGAAGCCUGGGGCCGUGAGAUUCGCGGACGUGGCCGUGUACUUCUCUCCGGAGGAGUGGGGGUGUCUGCGGCCCGCGCAGAGGGCCCUUUACCGGGACGUGAUGCGGGAGACCUACGGCCACCUGGGCGCACUCGGAUUCCCGGGCCCCAAACCAGCCCUCAUCUCUUGGAUGGAACAGGAGAGCGAGGCUUGGAGCCCCGCCGCCCAGGAUCCUGAGGAGGGGGAGAGCCUGGGAGGAGCUCGGAGAGGAGACACCCCAAACAAGAAGGAAAAGGAACCCAAGGAAGGGCCAAGAGCUGAAGGACCUAGAAAGACCCCGGGAAAGGAGCAGCCUGAGGAGCAGGUUAAACACAACCCUGAGUGUUCUGUCAGCGGGGCUUCGGCAAGAGCACAGCCACCCACAAAAGCUGCCUGGGACCAGAUAGGAGGCGCGCAGCCCACUGUCUCCAUGCCUAGCAUGGAUACCCAGGCCAGCCAGCGGCGACACGUGUGUGCAGACUGCGGCCGCCGCUUCACCUACCCCUCGCUGCUGGUCAGUCACCGGCGCAUGCACUCCGGUGAGCGACCCUUCCCCUGUCCCGAGUGCGGCAUGCGCUUCAAGAGGAAGUUCGCUGUGGAAGCGCACCAAUGGAUCCACCGCUCCUGCUCUGGGGGGCGGCGGGGCCGGAGGCCUGGGAUCCGGGCUGUGCCUCGGGCCCCAGUCCGAGGUGACCGGGACCCACCUGUGCUGUUCCGGCACUACCCGGACAUCUUUGAGGAGUGCGGCUGAGCGGCUCAACGCGCUGGAGUUGAGCCUGACCUUGGCGCUAAGGACGGACUGACUGAGCCCUCAGGUAGGCUCCUGAGUCAGGGACCUGGGGACUGAAAUGCUUCCCUUGAGCUUUCCGCAAGGAUCCCUCAAGUUUCCAACUUGUAAAAAGAGAAGUGCCUGUAAAGAUUCCAAUAGAUUAAACUUGCUGCCCUCUCCCCAGUCUUUUGUAAAAAAAAA
Microcebus murinus (gray mouse lemur) is the source of this 1552-nucleotide messenger RNA. It is a transcript of the gene ZNF688, whose product is annotated as zinc finger protein 688. NCBI's taxonomy places the organism in Eukaryota, Metazoa, Chordata, Mammalia, Primates, Cheirogaleidae. The record is from RefSeq and is a predicted model, not a curated record. Gene Ontology annotation, biological process: regulation of DNA-templated transcription.